CUUGGAUUGUUAUUGAGCUUAAGAAACUCUCUGGAAUGCCUCAAACACUAGAUGUGCUGUACAAUCACCCGCUGGUACAGAUGGAGCUAUAAAUACAGCUGUGGGUGUUUAGGAGGUUUACUAUAACAGGCAGUCAGCUGGUCGGAUGUCAGCUCCCAAACGUCGGUGCAGCUGCUGAGGCUCCUGCAGAACUCUUGUGUUUUUGUGGACUUGCCUGAGCUGAAGCUGGGAGGUGAGAGAAGUGAGAGUUACAUAUUUAAUUUGAGUGACCUGGAUGAUUCACUCUGCCGCCGCAGCUGUUUUGGGCACUAGAGAACUGCCGGUUGAUGGAGUUUGUGAGGCAGAGUGGUGACUAUUGCCACGCUCAACACCUUUAGACCGUGUUGGGAUGACACAGCGGCAUGCAGUCCUGGGGCCAUGAACCUUGAAAGAUCACGGCCCUUUGCCUUAUGAACCCAUCAGCUCAUGGGGUCACAAGUGGAGCCUCAACACCCAAAGCUAGCUGGAGUGAAAAGGAGAGAGAAAAAGUCACCGAGGACAACAAAGAAAGACAGGAUUAGUGACAAUAGCAGAGGGGAUCACUAAACUGACAGCGAGUAGCCACAUGGACUAUAGAAAACUGUCAUCAGAUAGGAGAGCAGCCCAGAGCCUCAGAGCUGGGGACACACAGUAAAUAGUUUCUACGAGGAAGAAGUCUUGAUUCAUCUGAAGAUCUGAUCUUCAGCCAGACUGCUACAGCUGGAGCUAAAGGCCAUAGGUCUUCCUGCAGUGCUAAAGGUUAAACCAGCCAACAUGAACCGUCCGGCUCCGGUGGAACUGUGCCACAAGAACAUGAGAUUCCUCAUCACACACAACCCCACUGACAGCACACUCAACUCCUUCAUAGAGGACUUAAAGCGGUACGGCGUCACAACAGUGGUGAGAGUUUGUGACAGCACCUACGACAAAGCGCCUCUUGAGGAAGAUGGCAUCACGGUCUUGGACUGGCCCUUUGAUGACGGAGCGCCACCUCCCAGUAAGCUGGUUGACGAUUGGUUGAAUUUGCUGAAGAAGAAGUUUUUGGAGGAUCCUGGAAGCUGUGUGGCUGUUCACUGUGUUGCUGGAUUAGGAAGGGCUCCUGUGCUGGUCGCUUUGGCUCUGAUAGAAAGCGGGAUGAAGUAUGAAGAUGCUAUUCAGCUCAUCCGACAGAAAAGACGUGGAGCCUUCAACAGUAAACAGCUCACCUACUUGGAGAAAUAUCGCUCAAAGCAGAGACUCCGAUUCAAAGACUCUCACACAUUCAAGAACAAGUGCUGCACCAUGUGAAAACACACCCAUUCAGACGGGUUUCACCCCAAAAAAGUCUCAGGAAUCCCAUCGCACAAACCGGCUGAAACACAAAGACGCCAUCUCCUCACCUGCCAACCCGUUGUUACUGAAAACUAAUCUGAGCUCAUUUCUCUUUUUCUCUUGGGGGCUGUUUUUGUCUGUUAAUGGUUGUUUUUUGCAUAAUAAAUGCAUGAAGAAAGGCAGAGAAAAGGGUGGAAAUGGUCUGAGAAUGAGAUGUAAAAUCAGAUGUUGCUGCUUACAGGCAGCUCUAACAGAGCAUUAAAAUAAUAACAAUAAUACAUUAAAACUUCACUCACUCACUCACUCACUCACUCACUCACUCCCUCUCUCAAACCGUGUUGCAGGUCUGCUUUCAGAUAAUUUAUUGCCAUCAAUUCUCUUUCACAGCUCAAAACUAAAAUGACCUUAAAACGAAAAGUGAAAAUGCCUUCUUCAGAUUGGUGUUAAAUUAACACCAGAGAGUGUAUAUUUGUGUCGACUCCAUUGAGUUUAAACUGUCAAGUUGUGAAGUAGACGGUUUGCACAACAAAUGUACCUGGGGCGGUACAUCAGUGUGGAACAAAAUCAACUCCAGCAGGUGAAAUACCAACAAUCAUUCGGUCGAAACCAACAACACGGGGGUAAAGUUUAACAUAUUGGCAUAAAAAGAUAAACUGUUGAAUCAGUUUUGAACUGAGACUAAUUUUACUCUGAGGUAUGUGAAGCAUUAUAAAGCUUAUUCAAAAAUAUCUUGGUGAAGCUGAUUUCACUUCUGUUUUUUUCUGAAUGAUGCAUGUGCACAUUUCCUUCUGACACAAUUUAUUUUGCUGAAAAUAGGGCAUGCACUUUUAAUGUUUAAGUAGUUUGCACAUCAAAAUCCUCUCUGAAUGUUUUCUUCAGUUUAUCAUAAACAAAAGUUUGAAAACAAACCUGUGACAUAAAUGUAAAAAUGGAGUAAGGAUUGAAGAGGAUUAGUGUGAGUUUCCGUGUGUUUGUUCCUUUGUGUGUAGCCGAUAGUGCUCAGAUACUGUUGAUAAAUGGUCUGAGCUGAAAUGUUUAUGUAAAGAAAAAGAAAAAAAAGCUGUUUAUGUAAGUAAAAUAAUGUACAUUUCCAAUUGUUUAAUAAAAGUUUUAUCAACA
Molecule: messenger RNA, 2448 nt
Organism: Nothobranchius furzeri (turquoise killifish)
Lineage: Eukaryota; Metazoa; Chordata; Actinopteri; Cyprinodontiformes; Nothobranchiidae
Gene: ptp4a3a
Product: protein tyrosine phosphatase 4A3a
Biological process (GO): protein dephosphorylation
Cellular component (GO): nucleus; cytoplasm
Molecular function (GO): protein tyrosine phosphatase activity
Source: RefSeq, a predicted model, not a curated record